AUGACGCAAGAAUCCUCGCAAGUCGCGCCCCGCUACCUGACCGGCGAUAAGGCCGGCCUCCAGGAGUUCCUGGCCAAAUUUGAUGUAUUCCUCUUCGACUGUGAUGGUCUGUCCCCCGUGCUCGCUCUAUCCCGGCGAUCCGUCCGCGGAGGCGUUUUAUGGUCCGGCGAUCACCUCUUCCCCGGAACAGUGGAAACACUUGAGCUUCUCCGAAAUAAGGGAAAGCAAGUGGUCUUCGUGACGAAUAACAGCACCAAGUCGCGCGCAGACUACCGCAAGAAACUCGAAGGCUUGGGAAUUCCCAGUACAGUGGAAGAGAUCUUCUCCUCCUCAUACAGCUCCUCUAUAUACAUUUCCCGCAUCCUCCAGCUCCCCGAAAACAAGCGCAAAGUCUACGUUAUCGGCGAGACAGGCAUUGAGCAAGAGCUCCGCUCCGAGAACGUCUCAUUCAUUGGCGGCACAGACCCUGCAUACCGCCGCGACGUCACACCCGAGGACUACAAGAAGAUUGCGGCGGGCGAUGAAUCCAUUCUAGACCCCGAAGUUGGUGUCGUGCUCGUCGGCCUCGACUUCCACAUGAACUACCUCAAGAUCGCGUUGGCGUACCACUACAUCAAGCGCGGAGCGGUCUUCCUCGCCACCAACAUCGACUCCACCCUGCCGAGCUCCGGGGCUCUGUUCCCCGGUGCUGGCUCCAUGAGCGCGCCGCUGAUAAUGAUGCUGAAUAAGGAGCCAAUCGCACUCGGCAAACCGAGCCAGGCUAUGAUGGAUUCCAUCGAGGGCAAGUUCAAGUUUGAUCGUAGCCGGGCCUGCAUGGUUGGUGAUCGUGCGAAUACGGAUAUUCGCUUUGGACGUGAGGGGAAGCUUGGUGGUACGCUGGGUGUUUUGACUGGUGUCUGUUCCAAGGAGGACUUUGUUUCUGGCGAGGUUAGGCCUCAUGCUUACUUGGAUAAGCUUUCUGAUCUGCUGGGCUCGGAGUAG
This is a messenger RNA of Penicillium expansum, 981 nucleotides long. RefSeq lists its product as uncharacterized. The coding region runs from base 1 to 981 and encodes 326 amino acids. The record is from RefSeq and is a predicted model, not a curated record. Lineage: Eukaryota; Fungi; Ascomycota; Eurotiomycetes; Eurotiales; Aspergillaceae. Gene Ontology annotation, molecular function: phosphoglycolate phosphatase activity; alkaline phosphatase activity. The transcript has 5 exons.